Messenger RNA from Drosophila innubila, 3020 nucleotides. Its product is annotated as aminopeptidase N-like. Gene Ontology annotation, cellular component: cytoplasm. Gene Ontology annotation, biological process: proteolysis; peptide catabolic process. The transcript is spliced from 7 exons. The coding region runs from base 74 to 2863 and encodes 929 amino acids. Lineage: Eukaryota; Metazoa; Arthropoda; Insecta; Diptera; Drosophilidae. Gene Ontology annotation, molecular function: zinc ion binding; metalloaminopeptidase activity; peptide binding. The record is from RefSeq and is a predicted model, not a curated record.
CAUCGUACGGCUCGCAUUCAUUGUUUUGGACAGUUUAAUUGUGGCUACUGCUCUUAACGGUUCGGCGGUUACCAUGAAGCUGCUACUCUUGCUCUUGGCCGGCGUCAUGCUGGCAGGUCUGACUACGGCCGAUUCCAGUUCCAGUUCCAGCUAUAGCUAUUAUCGUCUGCCGACCGCGCUGCGUCCAGAGAAAUACAACUUGCGUGUCCUGACACGUUUGGAGAAUCCCGAGGAUUUGCGUUUUGAGGGCAGCGUUAAGAUUCUUAUUAAAGUUCUGGAGAACACCAAGAACAUAACGCUGCAUGCCAAGAAUCUCACCAUUGACGAAUCUCACAUCACUUUGAAGGACACUUCAAGUGCUGAUAAAAAGAAUUGCAUCUCCUCCACUGAGGUGAAUUCUGUCCAUGAUUUCUAUGUGAUGCACACAUGUGAACAGCUCUUGGCUGGGGAGAUCUAUGAGUUGACAAUGCCAUUCAGCGCCGAUCUCAAUCGUCAACUGGAGGGAUACUACAGAAGUUCUUACCUCGAUCCCGUUGCCAAUAAGACAAGAUGGCUUUCUAUUACACAAUUCGAGCCGGCAUCGGCCCGUUUGGCCUUCCCCUGCUUUGAUGAGCCGAAUUUCAAGGCGCCAUUUGUGGUUACACUGGGCUACCACAAGAAAUACACCGGUCUGAGCAACAUGCCCGUUAAGGAAAUCAAGUCCAAUGAACAAAUUGCGGACUACAUUUGGUGUGAGUUUGAGGAGUCUGUGCCAAUGUCCACCUAUUUGAUUGCCUAUUCGGUAAAUGACUUUACCCACAAACCUUCCACGCUGCCAAACAGCACACUCUUCCGUACUUGGGCACGACCCAAUGCCAUCGAUCAGUGCGAUUAUGCAGCUGACUUUGGGCCAAAAGUGUUGCAGUAUUAUGAGGAUUUGUUUGGCAUUAAAUUUCCGAUGCCGAAGAUCGAUCAGAUUGCCAUACCGGACUUUAGUGCCGGGGCAAUGGAGAACUGGGGAUUGGUCACAUAUCGUGAGAUAGCUUUGCUCUAUUCAUCGGAUCAUUCAUCGCUGGCGGAUAAGCAGCGUGUCGCCUCGAUCAUUGCCCAUGAGUUGGCGCAUCAAUGGUUUGGCAAUCUGGUGACCAUGAAGUGGUGGACAGAUUUGUGGCUAAACGAGGGAUUUGCCACGUAUGUGGCCAGUCUGGGUGUGGAGAACAUUAAUCCCGAGUGGCAUGCCAUGGAGCAGGAGUCGCUGGGCAAUCUGUUGACCAUCUUCCGAAGGGACGCACUGGAGAGCAGUCAUCCCAUCUCACGACCCAUUGAAAUGGUUGCCGAGAUAUCCGAGAGCUUCGAUCAGAUAUCAUAUCAAAAGGGCUCCACCGUACUGCGUAUGAUGCACAUGUUCCUGGGCGAUGAAUCCUUCCGUGCGGGUCUGCAAAGCUAUCUGCAGAAGUUCUCCUACGGCAAUGCCGAGCAGGACAAUCUCUGGGAGUCGCUGACCCAGGCCGCUCACAAAUAUCGCUCUCUGCCCAAGAGCUAUGACAUCAAGAGCAUCAUGGACUCCUGGACCCUGCAAACUGGAUACCCAAUCAUCAACGUGACCCGUGACUAUGAAGGGGGCAGUGCCAAGCUUACCCAGGAGCGCUAUUUGCUCAACACACAGAUUGGUCGCUCCGGACGUGGCGGCUGCUGGUGGGUACCCCUCAGCUACACCACCCAGGGGCAGCAGGAUUUCAAUAACACUGCGCCCAAGGCAUGGAUGGAGUGCGGCAAAACUGGCGAGGUGUUGCCCAAGACCAUUAAGGAUCUGCCGGGUGCGGAUCAAUGGGUGAUCUUCAAUACGCAACUGUCGACGCUCUAUAAGGUGAACUACGAUGAGCGCAACUGGAAGCUGCUGAUUGAGACGCUGACCAACGGUGAAUUUGAGCGCAUCCAUGUGAUCAACCGUGCCCAGCUGAUCGACGAUGCCCUCUAUUUGGCCUGGACGGGUGAGCAGGACUACGAGAUCGCCAUGCGUCUGGUUGAGUACUUGCAGCGGGAGCGCGAGUACUUGCCCUGGAAAUCGGCAUUUGAGAACCUCAAGCGCAUGAAGAACAUUAUCCGACAGACGCCCAACUAUGAGUUCUUCAAGCGUUACAUCCAAAAACUGAUCACGCCCAUUUACAUCCAUCUGAAUGGACUGAACGAUACCUUCAGCUCCAUUGAGCAGCAGGAGCAAGUGCUGCUGAAGACCAUGGUCGGCAACUGGGCUUGCCAAUAUCAGGUGGAAGAUUGCGUGCGAGUUGCACUGGAUUAUUAUCGUGCCUGGCGGGCGGAGCCCAAUCCCGACACGAAGAAUCCCGUGCCCAUCAAUCUGAGGCAAACCGUGUACUGCACAUCCAUUCGCCAUGGCAGCGACUCGGACUGGCAGUUCCUGUGGACGCGGUACAAGAACUCGAAUGUGGCCGCCGAGAAGCGCACCAUUCUGACCUCGUUGGGUUGCUCGCGUGAGGUGUGGGUGCUGCAGCGUUAUUUGGAACUGACCUUUGAUCCAAAGGAGGGCAUUCGCCGGCAGGACUCAAUGUGGGCCUUCCAGGCUGUGGCAUACAAUGAGAUUGGCUUCCAUUUGGCCAGAGAUUACUUCAUGAAUAAUGUGGACUUUAUCUACAAAUUCUACCAUCCGAUCACCAAGGACAUGUCACGCCUGUUGCCACCAAUCUCCGAGCAGACGUUCCUGCUAAGUGACUUUGAGGACUUUAAGAGCUUUGUUAGCAACAACCGAGGCUCAUUGAAGGGCCUGGAACAGGCCAUACAACAAACCCUGGAAACCAUGCUCACAAAUGUACAAUGGAAGGAACGCAAUUAUCGUCAGGUGGCACGCUCCAUUGAAGACUUGCUUUAAGGCGAACAGAGAGUAUGAAUAGCUGCACGUAUAUCCUUAAAUAAAUACAUAUUAUAUUAUAGAUCUUUCUCAAAGUCCUCAUCACCCAUCAGCCCAAUUUUUCCAACAGAGUACACUCUAUAAUUAAAAGUUCCCAAUAAACUAUAUACAACCGAAA